AUGUAUACCAUUGAUCCGACUCGCAUUAAUCAAUUAGCUAACGACCAUUACCAAAAUAUUGCUCAAAUUACAAUAGAAGAACUAAACGCUACUCUAAAAACCCUUCCUAACAACAAAGCCCCGGAACCUUCUGGCAUAGUAUACGAAUUAAUCCGAAAACUACCAUCAUCCUUUCACAAGAAGUUGACAGUCUUUUACAAUUAUAUUUUAGAUAAUGGUAUCAUCCCAUCAUCAUGGCAAGAUGCGCUUCUCUAUCCAAUUCCUAAACCAGCUUGGUGGGACAAUAAUAUACAACAUACUCGUCCUAUCGUCCUUUUAGACACCUUUCAAAAGGUUUUUGUCAAAAUCAUUAAUGCCCGCUUAAAUAAAUAUUUAAGCGAAAAUAGCAUAUUACAAUCAAAUAAUCUAGCAGGCACUCAAGCAAGGCUCAUCCUAAUUAUCAAUGCGUUAAUUAAUGAACAAGUGAUUAGAAAUCAAUUAUGGUUCGCAGCCAGACACCUUAACAACUUUGCACAUCUAGAAUACUUCACAGAUGGUUCAUUUAAUGCAGAGCCUUCUUCACCAGAAUUUCAAAUGGGUUAUGGAUGGACCACUUCUAAUUUACAAGAAUUUAAUUGGACCCAUAAAGGAGCCGUUGAAUAUAUGCCGUCGUCUACUAAAGGCCAUUUUGACUGCUUUAAUCGUGUCUCCUUAUAA
Messenger RNA from Rhizophagus irregularis DAOM 181602=DAOM 197198, 696 nucleotides. The record is from RefSeq and is a predicted model, not a curated record. NCBI's taxonomy places the organism in Eukaryota, Fungi, Glomeromycota, Glomeromycetes, Glomerales, Glomeraceae.